AUGUCUGCCGAAUUCAGACGCGUGUUCAGCGCAAUAGCUCUUUUAAUAAUAAUCAAUUUGUUGUCAACAUGUGCUUCUGAAUGCAUACUAUCUUUGAAUAAAGAUUUCAACAGUAUCGGCCCGGUGUUUAUAAGGAACGGACAGUUUUUGGAGACUAAUUCCAAGAAAGGAGACAUCACCUUCAACAGAUCUGACACCGUCCUGAUCUCCUGUCCGAAGAGGAAGAUUGUUCUUGCGAAUCAAACUUCUAGCUAUGAGACUCUGGAGGCACAUUGCAUUAUAAACAACACAUUCAGGGUCGACCGUCAGAUCCUCAGCUUCAAAGACAUCCGCUGUAACUCACAUCCCUGGUUCACUACCCAGGAGAAGAGGGAGACGUGUUAUAAUGGACGGACACAGAUGUACCAGGUCGGUUACCAAGUUAGAAGUAAAUUCUAUCCGAUAUACGAAGCAUGUUUCGACAAGAACUUGGUGCGAACACACUUCGUGCAACAUCGGAUAACUCCGAAUAGUGUAUUCCGGCAAAAUGGAUUAAAGAGACCACAAUUUACUGAGGGAACCUUGUUUGGAAAGAUCCGUAUGAACGAAGUAUACAAAAUGAACAGUCAGAUUCAAGCUCUCGACUCCAUACUGGGACCAAAAAUGGGAGACCAUUACUUGAGUAAAAUACAGUUCCUCUCAAGAGGUCACCUCGCUGCUAAUGCGGAUUAUGCUACCAGCGCCCUCAUUAGAGCUACCUUUCACUACGUCAACACUGCUCCUCAAUGGAUGAGAGGCAACGCCGGCGACUGGGCGGCAUUAGAAGAAGCGUUAAGGCGUCGUGUCCAUGAGUUGGGUACUCCAGUGAUAGUGUAUACUGGGAACCAUGGUAUGAUGACUCUACCUGACAAAGGAGGUCGAAUGAGGGACAUAUUUCUACAUGCAGAUCUGAACAAUAACUUUAAUGUUCCUGUGCCUAUGUAUUUUUAUAAGCUGGUCUACGACCCGUCACAGAAGAGGGCAUCAGUGUUCUUGACCAUAAACUCAUCUUUCUACAACGACUCUAUGACAAACAGUCUAGUCUUCUGCGAUAAUAUUUGUGACAAAGACGAUUACUAUAAUAAUUUCAAAUGGCUAAGAUGGCGGUCCAAUGAUGGAACAUUUAGCUUCUGUUGUGAUUAUGAUCAAUUCGUUAGAGAAGUAGAUUACUUACCGAAACUUGAUGUUCGGGGGAGAUUUUACUGA
Molecule: messenger RNA, 1224 nt
Organism: Spodoptera littoralis (African cotton leafworm)
Lineage: Eukaryota; Metazoa; Arthropoda; Insecta; Lepidoptera; Noctuidae
Source: the annotation of a GenBank genome assembly